AUGACAAUGUUGCCAUCCGUCCGGUGCCGUGGCACUGAAUCACACCGGUGAGCGAUGGGCUGUGCACAAGAGACGCAGUGAGGCAGCCCCGUCUCAUGUGCGGAUGAUGCAGCCGGAGUCUCAUCGCAUCGCUCGCUGGCCGCCACGCUGCCCACUGGCCAUGGCGGGCUCCAGUUGGCCGGUGAGGACCCAUGUCUGAUGCCCGACAACUGGCAGAAGCGGUGGAAGAAGAUUAUCGGAGGGGAAGUCAUGCUAGAGAUUUAUCGGAGGGAGAUGACGAAGCCUCCCGGCUUGACUCGCAAGACCCUGAAAUUCGAAUGGUACACCGCGUGUUCCCCGUAUUCUUUGGUCUUCAUGCUCACAUCUUUCCAUCCAAGUGUGCCUUCAGGUUGGAGCCUGGCGAGAAGAUAGCCGAACCGCCCCUGUUUCAGGUCAACACCGACCUGCCUGCAAGCAAAGGGGUCGGGAGAGAGGCCGUCUGCAGCAUCCACUACUGGGUCCAGCUGAUCAAAUGGUUCUCCCCCCUGUCCACUUCCACUUCACUGCGCGAGUACGGCUACUGCGGCCAGCAGGGAGACCGCGUGUGUGCCUGUGUCUCCAUGCCUGGAGAGAGCUUCAAGCAGUGCAAACCCCUCGAGGGAGAGCCGACGGCCGAGCAGGACAACGAGGCGACGAAGCUGGGCAGAAAACUGGCCAGCCUGCUGCCCCCCGCCGGCGGCGACAAGAAGGGAAUGGGACAGCAGUGCACCAAGGACGACGACUGCUACACGCCUCACCUCGUGGCCGAGUACCAGAAGCCAGGCAUCAAGUGCUUCAAGGCGGAGAAGAAUGCCGCGGACGGAAUCUGCAAGGUGACCGAAUGUGCAGCCAUACACGCUCGCGUACACACGUGUGUGUGGGUGCAGCUGGAAGCGGCCGAGGGCGAGGUCUGCGACAGGACCCACGAGUGCGGGCCCCGGCUUGGCUGCUUCAAAAAACUCUGGCUUUCCGGCAGCCAGCGUACUUUCGGUACAGGAACGUGCAAGAAAAUCUGA
Vitrella brassicaformis is the source of this 1034-nucleotide messenger RNA. The record is from the annotation of a GenBank genome assembly. NCBI's taxonomy places the organism in Eukaryota, Vitrellaceae.